This is a messenger RNA of Crotalus tigris (Tiger rattlesnake), 4987 nucleotides long. RefSeq names its product cadherin 20 (gene CDH20). The record is from RefSeq and is a predicted model, not a curated record. Gene Ontology annotation, molecular function: cadherin binding; calcium ion binding. Gene Ontology annotation, cellular component: adherens junction; plasma membrane; catenin complex. The coding region runs from base 1595 to 3991 and encodes 798 amino acids. Gene Ontology annotation, biological process: multicellular organism development; calcium-dependent cell-cell adhesion; homophilic cell-cell adhesion. The transcript is spliced from 13 exons. Lineage: Eukaryota; Metazoa; Chordata; Lepidosauria; Squamata; Viperidae.
GAGCUUUGGUUGAUGUUGGUUGUAUUUAUCAAUAUUUUAUAGCAUCAGAAAUUAAAUAUUGCCAAUCCCCUGAAACAGUCUUGGGACCUCCAGACUCAGCUUUGAGAAAAACUGGCCUAUUCCAUAAAAAAGAGGUGGGAUUGCCCUGUCUGGAGCUCCUGCUUGAAAUACAAAAACCAACCCAAAGUAUAGAUAACUCAAAAAUGGUAACUUUAUAUAGAGUCCAUAAGCCAUGUCCAUGAACUACUAUCCCCAACCCCCACAAUGAAAGUCCAUCAUUUCCACAUUCAAGGAGAUCUGUGUGGACUGCAAAUCUAUAGACCAUGCCCAGGGAGGAAAGAUACCCUUGUGCGUUCGUUGCCCAUUGAGCACUACUGCCUCUGUCUCCUCUUCAACUUACCAACGGGCCACCAAUCAUUUUAAGCUGGUGGCUUUCCAGACAGCUCCUCCAGGAGGAAGGAGAGCGCAGAUUCCUGGCCCCAAUGGGCUAAUUCAAUUUAUUUUAGCGGCUCUCGUUUCUCGCGGAAUAUUCAUGAGCGAAACAGCAGCCACUUGGCGCAAGAGCAAGAUGAGGGAGGAAGAAAAGGGGAGCAAAUAGAUACUUUUUCCCACCAAAAAAUAUAUCAAAAAGCUUUUUUUUUUUUCCUCCCUCCCACCUCGCGUUGUGAAGGCGUCCCCCUCCUCUUCCCUCCUCCUCCCGCCUACCUGCGAGGGCUUUCGGAAAACAAGGAGGCUGAGAGAAGUCUACCUGUCAGAAGCGAGAUAUCACUGAAGAAGAGAACCCGAGAAAAGGGACGGGGAGAACCCUCACCAGAGCUACUUUUCCAAGAAGCGGGAAAGGAAGCCUCCUCCCCCCUGCCCCCGCCAGGGUUUGUCAGCUAUUCCUUUAGCCUUCUUCUUCUUUUUUUUUUUUUUUAAAUUCACGCUUUCGGUCUGUUCCUUCUCCUUCGGAUAGAAAGGGCCAGUUCUUUUUUGCCUGCUUACAGCCGAACCCAGCGGCAGACCCGAAGGAAGCGAGGGAGGCGAAGGGCUCAAAACUACGGCAUCCGCCGGAGCUGGAGAAGCCGCGGAAAACUCCUGCCAAACUGCCUCGGUCCGGCGUUUUACCAGAAGAAGCGCCGGGCUGCAGGCGGCAGGAGCGAGUCGGGUUUGCGUCGGGCCACUUCUUCAGGCGCGAAGCCUUUUUUUGCGCGGGGCUGGAGUUUUUGCUGGGACCUUACGAAGGCGCGCGUGGGGAAGAGCGCCCGAGAGGCGCCGCUUUCCCGCUCGGUGCUGUUGGGGGGGGUCGAGGCUUCUGGGACGAAGACGAGCGAGGGCCGGAGAGCGGCUCUGCUUCCUUUAAAUUACCUAAGACCGAGUGGAGGAAAAACGCUACCUCGCCGGGUACUGUGUGAGGAUAAAAAGAGAGAAUUGCUGAAGUUCCUGCCUGACAAGCUGUUGAAUGAAUAUCUACUUAUAACCGUAGCAACAUCAAUAAGUGACAGGAGCAUAGAACGAAGGGCAGCACAAUAACAUCCGUAAAAUAAAACAAGCAAAAAGAGCAAAAAAAAAAAAAAAGACCUAUCUAUUGGAUUCUUUAGAGGACAAUCCUCAUAUGACAAUGCGAACAUCAAGCAGAAUGGACAAUGCAAAGAAGUGGCUUGGACUCAGUUUUUGCUUUAUGAUGAACCUCAUUACAACUGUAUUAUCUGGAACUAGCAGAUCUCCAAGCAAAGGCCAAGGACAAAGUCUCUCAGACAACUUGCUUCUUCAUCAACGAAUGAAGAGGAGUUGGGUGUGGAACCAGUUCUUUGUUCUGGAAGAAUACACGGGAACGGAUCCUUUGUACGUUGGGAAGCUCCAUUCUGAUAUGGACAGAGGAGAUGGAUCAAUCAAAUAUAUUCUUUCGGGAGAAGGAGCAGGAAUUGUUUUUACUAUUGAUGACACCACUGGAGAUAUCCAUGCCAUUCAGAGACUAGAUCGAGAAGAAAGGUCUCAGUAUACCUUAAGGGCUCAAGCCUUGGACAGACGAACAGGCAGACCGAUGGAACCAGAAUCUGAAUUUAUCAUCAAAAUCCAAGAUAUCAAUGAUAAUGAACCCAAAUUCCUAGAUGGACCAUAUAUUGCUUCAGUUCCUGAAAUGUCACCAGUGGGCACCUCUGUUAUCCAAGUGACAGCAACAGAUGCUGAUGAUCCUACUUACGGGAACAGUGCCAGAGUCGUCUACAGCGUUCUCCAAGGACAGCCAUAUUUCUCUGUGGAUUCCAGAACAGGAUUAAUUAGGACAGCACUAAUGAAUAUGGACAGAGAAGCAAAAGAAUAUUAUGAAGUUAUUAUCCAAGCCAAAGACAUGGGUGGACAGCUGGGAGGAUUAGCUGGGACAACUACAGUCAAUAUUUCUCUCUCUGAUGUUAAUGAUAAUCCACCCAGAUUUCCACAGAAGCAUUAUCAGAUGAGCGUCCUGGAAUCCGCUCCAGUCAGUUCCACCGUGGGUCGUGUUCUUGCUAAAGACUCGGAUGAAGGUAUUAAUGCUGAGAUGAAAUACAGCUUUGUGGAUGGGGAUGGACUGGAUGUCUUUGACAUUACCACUGAUCUUAAUUACCAAGCUGGCAUCAUCACUGUGAGAAAGCCACUGAGCUUUGAAACCAAGAAAAGUUACACUUUAAAAGUAGAAGGUGCCAAUCCACACCUUGAAAUGCGUUUCUUGAACCUAGGUCCAUUUCGUGACUCUACAACUGUGCAUAUCAGUGUGGAAGAUGUGGAUGAGCCCCCAGUCUUUGAGCCUAGUUUUUAUUUUGUGGAGGUGCCUGAAGAUGUGGAUAUUGGGACCACCAUACAAAUGAUAAAUGCCAAGGACCCUGAUGUGAUCAACAAUUCAAUCAGAUAUUCCAUUGAUCGAAACAGCGAUCCUGGACGCUUCUUUUAUGUGGACAUUACAACAGGUGCUCUGAUGACUGCCAGACCUCUGGAUCGGGAGGACAUUUCAUGGCACAAUAUCAGUGUGCUAGGUGUGGAAACGAACAAUCCUUCACAGGUUGGCAGUGUUUCAGUAACAAUAAGAGUCCUGGAUGUAAAUGACAACGUACCAGAAUUUCCCAGGUUCUAUGAGGCAUUUGUCUGUGAAAAUGCAAAAGUUGGACAGCUGAUCCAGACAGUAAGUGCAGUAGACCAAGAUGACCCACAAGAUGGGCAGCACUUUUACUACAGCUUGGCUCCUGAGACAGCAAAUAACCCCAAUUUUACUCUAAGGGACAAUCAAGACAACACAGCUUGGAUUUUAACUAAGAGAUCAGGCUUUCGGCAACAUGAGCAGAAUACCUUUUAUCUUCCCAUCUUAAUAGCUGAUAAUGGACGUCCUGUGCUAAGCAGUACUGGAACAGUAACCAUUCACGUUUGCAGCUGUGAUGAAAAAGGUCUUGUGAUGUCCUGUAAUGCAGAGGCCUACAUACUCCCUGUCAGCCUGAGCAGAGGAGCUCUGAUUGCCAUCCUAGCUUGCAUUUUUGUUUUGCUCGUUCUGGUUCUGCUGAUCUUAUCCAUGAAAAGACACCGGAAGCAGCCUUACAUGCUUGAUGAGGAAGAGAAUAUCCAUGAGAACAUUGUCCGAUAUGAUGACGAAGGCGGUGGGGAAGAAGACACGGAAGCUUUUGACAUUUCUGCCCUGUGGAACCCCAGAGAGGCCCAGGCAUUCAUAAAGAACCGACAAGACAUGAUGCCAGAAAUUGAAAGCCUCUCAAGAUAUGUUCCUCAGGCCUGCACGAUGGACAGCAGUGUUCACAGCUAUGUAUUGGCCAAACUCUACGAAGCAGACAUGGACCUCUGGGCACCUCCCUUUGAUUCCCUCCAGACCUACAUGUUUGAGGGCAACGGCUCAGUGGCCGAAUCGCUCAGUUCCUUACAGUCUGUAACUACGGACUCAGAACAGAGCUAUGACUAUCUGACAGACUGGGGACCACGCUUUAGGAAGCUGGCGGAAAUGUAUGGUGCCACAGAGGGGAGUGGGACUCUUUGGUAACAAAAAGGGCCAAGUACUUGGUAUUCAAAUGCCGCCAUCUAAACUUGUACUUGUCUGAUAUCAGACAUCGGUGGGAUGGCCUCCUACAAUUAGCAAUAUGAUGCUUGAGGGAGAAUGCAGAAGAAUUUGAAUAAAUCAAAGCACUCUCUCUGGAUCAGCUUUAUGAAAUUACUUUAAGCUACAUUUGUGAAACAAUGAUAAACAGGAGAGAAAGACAGGUGGGAAGAUUUUUUUUAAAUUUUCUUUCAAAGACUUAUACAUGAACAUUUGGUUCUGGAUUAGAAUGACUGAUUUAAGACACAAGAACGCACUCACACACAUGGACCACUUAUUAACUUUUUUACAUCUGCCUGUAAAAAUCUAUACAUUUCAAUUCACAUGGAAUUGUGUGGAGAAAACCGACUCCAGUAGAUGAUUUCUUCCUCUUUGUUUAUAAAAGAAAGAUUUGUCAGAAAAUACAGGAAGACAUUGAUAAAGACAGAUUUUUUUUUUACCAGCAAAUCCUAAUGAAGAAGCUAAAGAGCAAAAGACGUGAGUGAAGGGGAAGGGAGAACAACUGACCCAUGUGUCAUAUGCAUUAUUGCUAAUAUCAAAUUAAUGUAUGCGGAGUCUCUCUCCUCAGCUUUUUAAAAAAACUACAAUUCAAAAUCAAAUCAUAAAAAUAAUGCCUCCUUUCUGCACUGUAGAUACUUCUUCCAUGUGCCAAAUGCAAGAAUCAGAUGUUACCAGUAAAAGCCAAAAAAAGUUUUAAUUUCAUAUCUACAUGAUGUUAGAGGGCCUUUCCCAAACUAGUCAAGAUCAAACAGGGAAGUUUACACUGUAGGUGACCUACUUGAACAAAUGCAGUAUUAUAGAGGAAUAAAAGGAUGUAAUAAAUAUUCCAUAUAUAAGUUUUGUAUAUUUGUUAAUAAUUUUGGUAAUAAAUAUCAUGUACUGGAUGCAGUACCUUAGAACUCUUUUAAUAAAAUUUAAAUUGAAGGAAAAAGAAUCUGCAAG